This is a messenger RNA of Neurospora tetraspora, 997 nucleotides long. RefSeq lists its product as uncharacterized. The transcript is spliced from 2 exons. NCBI's taxonomy places the organism in Eukaryota, Fungi, Ascomycota, Sordariomycetes, Sordariales, Sordariaceae. The record is from RefSeq and is a predicted model, not a curated record. Bases 205 to 897 code for a protein of 230 amino acids.
CGAAGCUCUCCAAACGGUCUUUCCUUCCGGCCUGACGAAUCUCAAUCUGCAGCCAGAGAGAGAAAAAAGGAUGGAGGAGGUUAAAAGCAUCCACGAUCACAUCAUCACAUCCAUUGAGACAUUCCCCUUUUCCAAAACCACGGCCAUCUCGACCAGCAAAGGAAGACACAAGGCCUCAGCUAACUUACCACACCAACCGAGACCAUGAAGUCCUCCAUCGCCUUCUACUCCGCAGCCCUCUUCCGCCUGGCACUAGGCCAGAGCACCGCAGGAUCGGGCACGACGUUCUGGCAAGCCGCGGCGCCGUCGAGCACCGCCCCGAGCACUUGGACCCCGAGCACGCCGGCUCCUCCUGGUCAAGCGCUGUGUGGGCAAGGGUUCACUUAUUGCGGGUAUAUCCUCAGGGAUCAUCAAAACUUCAAAGAAGAAGACGUAGUUAAAGCCUACUGCGCCGCCUCCAAGGGUAACUGCGCCAACGGCAAAACCAAAACCGACCCAAUCCAAGGCCUCUACGUCUGCCUCCCCGCCAACGCCAACCCGAAGGAAGAUGCCUCUGCCAUGUCCCAAUCCCAAUCCCCGAACCCGCACUACGACUCCUCUUCCGCCCCUAUGUUAUCCGGCAAAUCCAUCUCCGGUCUCUCCCGCUUCUUCAGCAUCCUGUCCUCGCGCACGCAUAUGAACCAUGCCGUUCAUGAGAACAUGGAUGGGAAUGGCAAGGGGAUGAUGCAUGCCAGACAGGCGCCGGCAUCGUCAAACACGACGAAUGCGGGGAAUGAUGGUGGUAGUUGCAAUACGUUGGCUACGGCGGGGAAUAGGAUUGAGUUGUUGUGUGCUUGUGGAGGAAAUUGUUUGAACCCGGUGUCGGAUCAUAUUGGGAGGUGUGAUCAGUCCUGCUAGUUAGUGUCGGUGUUAGCAUCUAAAGAAGUAAUCUCGGGGGGAUAAUGGGAAAUGCAGAGAUUGGGGAUCGAGAAAAGAUGGCGGAGAUCAAAAAUGUCUU